AUGCUGUCCAAACGAACCCCCAAAGACGCGCCCAUCGUCAUCGUCGGCGCCGGCGUCUUCGGCCUCUCCACGGCCCUCGAGCUGCGAAAGCGCGGCUACCUCCACAUCACCGUCCUCGACCGCUUCCUGCCCCCCGUCCCCGACGGCAGCAGCGUCGACAUCUCGCGCAUCAUCCGCGUCGACUACGCCGACCCCGUCUACUCCCAGAUGGCGCGCGAGGCGUACGCGGGCUGGAACGCGCAGUACUCGGAUCACUACCACGAGUCCGGGUUCGUGAUGCUCGCGGACCGCAAGGGCAACGGGUGGCUGAACGCGUCGCGCGAGGUCGCGGCGAAGAGCGGCGUGGAGCUGACUAACUACGCGGACGCGAACGACGUGCUGAAGGACUAUCCGAGUGCGAAGGCGGACUUUGAGGGGCUGCAGGCGUGUAUUAACCGUCGCGGCGGGUGGGCUGAUGCGAAGGGUGCUAUUGCGCAGUUGGCGGGGGAGUGUAGCCAGCUUGGAGUGCAGUUCGUCGCGGGAGCACGGGGGACAGUGAAGUCGCUCAAGUUUGAGGUGGGGAGAGUUGUUGGGGUGAAUGUUCUUGAGGGCCCGCCGGUUCUCGGGGAGAAGGUUAUCUUGGCGAUGGGAGCGUGGACGAAUCGCAUCAUUCCCAUUUCUCACGCCAGCUCUGCGUCUGGACAGCCUGUUGGGUUCAUCCAGCUUACGGAGGAAGAGGCUGAGAGGUUGAAGGAUAUGCCCGUCAUGAUCAACUUUGAGUCGGGCGUCUUCAUCUUCCCGCCUACGAAGGGGAAGAACCCCAUCCUGAAGCUCGCCCGUCAUGGGUACGGGUAUGCUACUGAGGUUUCUGUUGGCGAUGAUGGUUCUCAGAGGGUCAUCUCUACGCCGAAGAGAGAUGGCAGUAAUGCGGCGACGGGAUAUCUCCCCGAUGACGCGGAUGAAGGUCUGAGGGAAGGUGUAAAGCAGCUGUUGCCCGAGUUUGCGUCACGGCCUUGGGUCAAUCGGCGCUUGUGCUGGUACUCCGACACUCCUGAGGGAGAUUUCAUCAUGGAUUAUCACCCGUCUAUUGAGGGAGUCUUCUUCGCUACUGGAGGAGCAGGACACGCUUUCAAGUUUUUGCCUGUUUUGGGCAAGUACAUUUCGGACUGCUUUGAGGAGAAGGCACCACAAGAGCUUCGACACAAGUGGAGGUUGCGCGCGUCCGAAGGUCAGGAUGAGUUGAAGCUGGGAGAUGGUAGUCGCGGCGGCCCGCCUUUGCGAAAGUUGACACCCGUAGAGCAGUCUAAGUUGUAA
Molecule: messenger RNA, 1293 nt
Organism: Colletotrichum chrysophilum
Lineage: Eukaryota; Fungi; Ascomycota; Sordariomycetes; Glomerellales; Glomerellaceae
Exons: 2
Coding region: 1-1293 (430 amino acids)
Molecular function (GO): proline dehydrogenase activity; sarcosine oxidase activity; flavin adenine dinucleotide binding
Source: RefSeq, a predicted model, not a curated record